CCGCCAUUUGGGCCUCCGGCGCCUCCGAAUUCGAGCUCGGCGAUGCGCGAUCUCUCCGUCGGCUCCGAUUUCGUCCCGUGAGGCCCGCCUCCGGGAGAAUUUCCGGGGGCAGCGGUCGUGGUCGGACCGCGGCUUGUUGCGGGGAAAAUGCUGGAAGCGGCGGUGCAGAGCGCGGCGAACGGAGCGGGAUUGCCUCAGCUGCAGAGCUGCUGCGGCGGCGGCGGCGGGGGCGGGGGCGGGGACAGCAGCGAGGAGGAGCUCUCCGUGCUGCCGCGCCACACCAAGGUCGUCGUCACCGGCAACAACCGCACCAAGUCCGUGCUCGUCGGCCUCCAGGGCGUCGUCAAGAAGGCCGUCGGCCUCGGGGGUUGGCAUUGGCUGGUUCUGACCAAUGGAAUCGAAGUUAAGCUUCAAAGAAAUGCACUUAGCGUGAUUGAAGCUCCAACUGGAAAUGAGGAAGAUGAUGACCUUGAUUUUGAGAAUGGGCAAUUCAAUGGAUCAGAUAUGGCUUCAGAUGACACUCAGAAGUCACACAAAUCGAGGCAUCGAGUGCAUAAAUCAUCCGGGUCCUCCCACAAGACUAUGAGCCGGUCCCUCUCUUGUGAUUCACACUCUAAAGGAUCUAUCUCUUUUCCCCGUGGGUCCACAGUUGACCUUAGCAAAUUGGAGACAGCUGCUUUGUGGAGAUAUUUACGACAUUUUAAUCUUGUGGAUGCUAUCCCCAACCCAUCAAAAGAGCAACUAAUCAAUGUUGUUCAGAGGCAUUUCAUGUCGCAGGUAGCAGAUUGUUUAUGGGGCUCAACUGCAAUCUUGUUAGCGUUCAAGUUUCUGCGAGGUGCCAACAUGUUUCUUUGUCUUUUUUUUCCCCCUUGUUCCGGUGAAGCAAAUGGACGAGCUGCAGGUUAUUGUGGGGUUUGUUCAUGCUGCGAAGAAGAUGAAAACUGCUGGAAAGUUAACCCGAGAGAAAUGACCGCUUUUGCCGCCGUCCAUGCUAACUGAUCAACUGAUACUGCUACUGGAGUCCUCUUCCCGCAUUUGUAACAUAUGUGUCCAUGUGCUGUCUAUCCUUCUAGUCUCGGUUACUAGGUUUAGAGUUGGUCCCUGACUUGUAGAGUUUCUUGACAUUUUCAGGUAGAGCAUUAAACUUGUAGAUAUGAUGUGAGACUCUUGACAUGAUACUCAAGAACCAGCAAUCCCCUGUGGGUGACUUUAAAUUAAUUCCUGACUCAGGGAAGAGGAUUUCUCCAAUAUAUGUACAUAUGCUUCAUUUAAUCCAAUCUCUCUCUCUCUCUCUC
This is a messenger RNA of Syzygium oleosum, 1295 nucleotides long. RefSeq lists its product as uncharacterized. Gene Ontology annotation, biological process: regulation of DNA-templated transcription. The coding region runs from base 148 to 999 and encodes 283 amino acids. Gene Ontology annotation, cellular component: histone deacetylase complex. Gene Ontology annotation, molecular function: protein binding; transcription coregulator activity. NCBI's taxonomy places the organism in Eukaryota, Viridiplantae, Streptophyta, Magnoliopsida, Myrtales, Myrtaceae. The transcript has 6 exons. The record is from RefSeq and is a predicted model, not a curated record.